Messenger RNA from Cephus cinctus (wheat stem sawfly), 1707 nucleotides. It is a transcript of the gene Vps36, whose product is annotated as vacuolar protein-sorting-associated protein 36. Gene Ontology annotation, biological process: protein transport to vacuole involved in ubiquitin-dependent protein catabolic process via the multivesicular body sorting pathway. The coding region runs from base 174 to 1373 and encodes 399 amino acids. Gene Ontology annotation, molecular function: ubiquitin binding; phosphatidylinositol-3-phosphate binding. The record is from RefSeq and is a predicted model, not a curated record. NCBI's taxonomy places the organism in Eukaryota, Metazoa, Arthropoda, Insecta, Hymenoptera, Cephidae. The transcript has 8 exons. Gene Ontology annotation, cellular component: late endosome membrane; ESCRT II complex.
UUUUUUUUGCAACUUGAUAAAUCACUCGAAAUUUUUUUUUGCAAAAGUAUAUCCUAUAUUAUCUGCAGGUUCAAGAUUCAAUAUUAUUUUUUCAACAAGAUUGCUAAAAGAUUUUGCUACCAGAAAAAACUACUUUGUCAACGUUGUUCUGCCUGGAGUUUUUUCCACGCACGAUGAAUAGAUUUGAGUUUGUGGAGCCACGACACUUACCAAACGAAAGCUUUUUAAUACGCGAAAGCGGUGUGUCCAUUGUCGACGGCGAAUUAUUGACCCAGUUCUCGAAUGGAGAACUAACCCUAACGAGUCAUAGGAUUCUAUGGGCGAGUUCCAAGGAUAGUUCACAAAGGCAGAUUUACCUUGCACUCAGUUUGCAUUAUGUGGUGCAUGUUGAAGAAGAUGGUUCUAGGACAUAUUCCUCACCGGGUAAAGAUGUCGUUUUGCACUUAACAGAGGUUUCUAAUGAAAAAAUGCCUGGACCAGCUUCUCGCAGUUUCAGUAACUAUGUGAGACUGUCCUUUAGAAAUGAAUCACUUACGCAAUUCAUUUCGCUCUUGACCAAUACCAUUAUGAGAAGAACUUGGGAACUUACACCUGUAAUGCAGUCAUUAAGUGGGUUAAAUUUUGGCCAAAGUGAAUCUAGUGGUUCUAUGCCCAUGAUAAAGACACGUACUGGAAUAAUUGGAAUCGAGAGAAGUCUUCAAGAGAAACAGAAGGCAACAGAUGAAAGUAUAUCUAUGGCAUUUCAGGAUUUAAAAAAAUUAAUGGGCAUGGCAAAAGAUAUGGUUGCUAUAUCAAAAACUAUUUCUGCUAAGAUAAGAGAAAGACAAGGAGACAUCACAGAAGAUGAAACCAUUCGAUUUAAAGCCUACUUGAUGAGCUUAGGUAUUGAUGAUCCUGUAACUAGAGACGCCUACAAAAGCAGUAAUGAAUACUUUAAACAACUGGCUAAACAACUCGCGCAAAUCUUAGAAGAACCAAUAAAGGAAGUCGGAGGCAUGAUGACGCUAACUGAUGUUUACUGCCGCGUUAAUCGGGCGAGGGGCUUGGAGCUUCUUUCUCCGGAAGAUCUUUUAAAUGCUAGCAGACAAUUAGGGUCGUUAGGUUUGCCGAUAAUCCUAAGGGUUUUCGACAGCGGAGUUAUGGUUCUUCAGUUACGCUCACACGAUGACAAAGCUAUUGUGGAAGCCGUUGCUGAAUUGCUGGAAGAACGUAAGUCGAUAACUGCCGAAGAAUUGGCCCAAACAGAGGGCCUCUCCGUAACGUUGGCGCGAGAGAGAUUACUUGCCACAGAGAAGGCAGGAAAGGCCUGCAGAGACGACUCGAUAGAAGCUCUUAGAUUUUAUCCAAAUCUUUUUCUGACGAUGGAUGUGUGAUCGACUUUGUUUUGGUCAAUUCAACCUUUAUCAUUUGUCGAAUGGAUAAAGAAGACUCUUGAAUGGUAUUGCUCAUGACUAUCUAUACUGAAGUAAUCAUCCCACUGCCUGGUAAGUCAAAGAAACUGUGUUAGCUCAAUGUGAAGUAAUACCAUGUAAUGUCUAAUAAGGAUCUCCAAUCUUGAAUGCAAUGGUUCGCUAUGUACAUCAAGUACAAAACCUGUUACUACUUGUACUCUUGCGAUAUGACAAAUUCUUUACAAAUAUGCCAUUGAAAAAUUAUGUAUUAAGUAAAAAAGCAAUGCUUACCUCUACAGGCUUAUCCUUUACUGUA